Aspergillus calidoustus is the source of this 1336-nucleotide messenger RNA. NCBI's taxonomy places the organism in Eukaryota, Fungi, Ascomycota, Eurotiomycetes, Eurotiales, Aspergillaceae. The record is from the annotation of a GenBank genome assembly.
CCCUGCUGUGUGUUCGCUCGUAUCAUAUCGUAAUGACCUGGAAAGGAGGUUGCAGAGAUUGAGGUUCGAACCAUGCGGACCCGAUCUCGUCAGCCUCACGCGCCAGGAACCCUGUGGGCAAAGGGAUGAGACAUGGUCGUUCGAAAAGACCAUGACGAGCAUUCUGGGGAAAUUAGAUAAUAUAACUCGCGUGCAAUUCCAACCUCAAGUUUGAUAUCGCUUUCUCUACGAGACUACUCACCCCAAGAUUGUACCGGCGUCAUUUCAUUCGCAUCAAGGAUGAACGAUCCUUACCUCUCAGCCUGGACCACGCAGUAUACAAACUCCCCGGUUACAGCAACAAUGUCGAGUACGUUUGAGAAGACGCGUCCGCGUCGCAAGGCGCGGCGCUCGUGCAUGAAUUGCCAGCGUGGACAUAGGACAUGCGAUAACCAACGCCCCUGCGAGCAAUGUACGAAGCGCGGAAAGCAGCAGACGUGCAUCGAUGGGAAUCACAAGCAGUUCAAAUAUUUGCGCGACUCGGAAUACCAGCCGACAAGACGGAGGAGGAGUCGCGAGGAUACUGGCGAGGCCUCCGAAGGCAGUUCGCCCGAGUGUAUUGACCCAGGUCUGCUUCAUGCGCAGCCGAGUCUUGCGGCGGAGGGUAAUGUGGUGGCGAGACUGCUCAGGGAGCAAUCGACUUGCUCGUCUCCAUGUUUGCAAACCGUGCGCAACAAUCAGCAAGCUAUCCAAUCUGGUCAACAGCAACAAGCCAGAUUAGACGAACCUCGGAGUCCGGAGGAGGACGUCUUCGAGGAUAUUCUCGCCGAAUUACUGGCCUACGACACGACUAAACCUCCAUCCUUUCUCAGCAUGCCGGCCUUCGAUGACCACGAGAGCAAGUCGAAUGGAUUCAGUAUCAGUACGGGCUGGUCGAGUACCUUUUUUCCGCCCACGGAGUGCGAGGUUCGAUUACGUUGAGGAUCGUUGAGGAUAUUUUCUGAAACCAUGGUGUGAACUAGUUGCUGUUUACCGUCAUUUUUCCUGUUAGAUUUAGCUUUGCGUGUCUAUACCCUUUGAGUAGCGUGUCCACAGGUUUUCCUCCGAGUGCCAAAUGCAACUGUUCUCCUAGAAACAACUACGAGUACUCCUUCUACAAUCCGCGUAAUCCCUCCAUUCCGCUCGCUCCGCCUGUAACAAAUCGCAUCCGUCCAGCACCAUGGCAGUGUCCCCUCAAGCGCAACAAAACUCUAUCCAAAGCUGCAAACCUGUAGAAACUGCGUAACAACUUCCGAUCGACCGAGAUGAGAGCACGCUCGUCAGCCUAGGUCCAUCCUGUCGCGCGUCCCCAACGAAC